AUGCUUCUUGGCAAGGCAUUUCUCGCUUUUGCAUGGGCUGCAGCAGCUGUUCAUGCAGCUCCGUCCCCUUCUUAUGUGGACAUGGAUGGUGGAGCAGGUCCGUCCAACGGGAACGCAGCCGAGGGCGGGCUCCAGCGAUUCGAAUUUGUCAAGGAAUUUAUGGGAUCUGAGAAUGAGCUUGCCCGCUCAUCAGCUCCUUAUUACGCGGGCCAAGAUUCGCAUCAGAAGAUAACUCCUGAGACUAUCGCGGCUCUCAAGAAGCACGGCGUCACCCACAUCAUCAGCGCAAACGCCGAAGCCAACAACGAAGAGAUCAAGAAGGCUCUUGCAGAAGCUGGAAUUACCUAUACUCCUCUGCCUGUCCAGGAUUUCAAAGCCGCAACCCAGGAUGACUUCCAGAGGGCCUGGGACGCUUUCGUCAGCAACCGCGGCACUGGUGCCACGCUGGUAUGGUGUGGCUACGGUCACGGCCGGACGGGCACCAUCAUAUCUGCCCUGCAGAUGUUUGCUGAGCAUGAAAGGGGCCAGCUGCACACGUGGUCGCGCUCUGACUAUGACCGGAAUCAUGUUGAGACGGCUGGACAGAGGUCGGCACUUGAAACGCUUCAGCAGCGGCUCCAGAGCGAACCAGCCCAGCCACCGGCUCUCACCGAGUAUCAAACCGACGGCUUACUAUCGGGUGACUUUAACGGGAUUGACUGUUCUCUUGCCCUCGGUUUCGUGCUGUUAAACGUUACGCCAAAGACUCGAAGGUCGCUGCCGGGCAGUGUCGCGACGCUGAACAGCCGACAAGUAACGCCCACGCCGAUGACACCAUCAUCCUCAACACAGGAUUGCGAACGAGCCCGUGACAUUCUCCGACGAAAGAACGUACCUUCGGUCUGCCGUACAAUCAAGAACAUCCAGCUCGGACUAGCUCUCUCCAACGACUAUUGGUCUGGGACCUGGGACCGCAUCGGCGCUACCCUCGAAGGCCCGGCUGGCAAGGCAGUUUUGCACCUUGCAAAUGGGCCGUCCAGAGGCUUUAGUACCUGGGAAAAGGUCAAUAUGAAAGCAUCAUUCGGUUCGGAAUCAAUCGAUAUCGGAGGCAUCGACAAGAUUACUCUUAAUGCCGCUGGAGUGUUUUCAGUGAUCCGAGAAAGCAACCCAACGAAUGAUCAGUGGAAGGUCCAAGAUGUUCAAAUACGCGCAGAAUGUGCCGAUCCCGACUUCAAGGCCAAGGAUGACAAGCUUGUCGGGCUGAACGCGUGGUACGGACACCCCGGCGGCUGGCAAGAAGGGAAUGCUUACAAGACCAAACCUGUUGCCACUUUUUCCAUUGUGCCCGGAGACUGGGCUUUCUCUCCUCCUUGUGCCAUCAUCAAGGAUUUGACAUAUCAGUUCAAGCUGAGCAACGUCUACUCUGGCGGAACAUGGGACGAAUUAUCGUUUACCAUUGGCGAAAGCAAGGAAAUCCCGCUCGGAGUUAGCCCGGCUUUGGGCUACACCAAGGACGGCACCAUCGAUUUGAAGGAAGUCUUUGGCAAAGACCAGAUUGACAUUCGCAGUCUAAAAGAAGUCCGUAUUCUUGAUCAAUUCGGAAAGGAUGGAGCGGGAGACGCGUGGUCGUUUUCAGGCAUCACAUUCUCCGCUACCUGCGCUCAUAUGGACAAGAAGAUGGCCAUGAAAAAGUUUCAGUCAGUCGAAAAAUGGGUCUACCACGCAGAGUCUGGGCCGGCUUGGACCGGCGACAUCAUUACUUCCGACUGGCUAGAGGUGGUUUAA
Molecule: messenger RNA, 1764 nt
Organism: Beauveria bassiana ARSEF 2860
Lineage: Eukaryota; Fungi; Ascomycota; Sordariomycetes; Hypocreales; Cordycipitaceae
Product: protein-tyrosine phosphatase
Exons: 5
Coding region: 1-1764 (587 amino acids)
Source: RefSeq, a predicted model, not a curated record